CAGACGAAGCAGGGCGAGCUAGGGCCGAGCCCGCUCAGCACCGGGGGAAGCAACGGACCGAGACCCGGCAAGGAGGGAGCCUGGAGGCGGCGGUGAGAACUGCAAAGCUGAGCAGCGUCAUUGCUAAGAAAUCAAGUGGCAACACUUGAUUAGGUUAUGUUUGAUUUAGAGCUUCCAUUAACCGGAGGUCCUGUUUCUGCUGAAACUUGAGGACUACUCGACGGUCUUCAGUUUUGCGGGUCUGGCUCCACAGGAUGCUACCCUACUUUUGCUGCUCUCCCUUUCAGUGACGACACUGCUGCUGACAUACCACAGUGCUGCUUCCUUCUAACUUCAGAGUGGGCGUUUUGCUUGCUGACCUUACAGGAUGCUCAUUUUUAGAGCAAGAGAGCACCAUUUUCAUGAGACUCCUCUUCCAGUGCUGGAAGCUUGUGAUACCUCAUGUCCAAUAGGUCUUCUCUUCUGUGGUAUAAUCUAAAGACCAAACACAACAUAUUGUCUUUAUUUUCAUUUUCAACAUGUCUUUGUGACAAAUGCUAUUUUAAUAAGGAAAAAACACUUUGAGCCCUCUCAGUUGACAAUGGAGUUCAAAGAAUGAAAUAUUUUAUUGGAUGCGUGAAUGUAUUGACUUCUGCGAUAUACCUAUGAUUAAAAUGAUAUUCUGCUUAUUAUGGCUGCUUCUUGCUAGAGCUUGGGGAACAUCUUUAUUCCUUUAUUAAAAUAGCAUUUUUGACAAAUACGUUGUAAAAAGACAAAAUGCUUUUUCUGUUCUUUGGCAAGUUGACUUUUUUCCAACUUAAUUUUUUUAUUUUUCGAGUCGGAGAGUAUACAUGUGAAAUUUGAGUGGUGUAAUGUUUGGGAGAAAAAAUUUCUUCAAAAUAUUCCCCGAUAAAGGUCUUUUACACCCUGAAGCCAUGACAGAUUUUCUAUGAUACUUUCCCACUCUUUCAUCAACAUGGAAAGCUCGGAUUCUAAUGAUAAAGGAACUAUUGAUCACUCAGAAGCGCAGCGCCGAAGUCAGUUGGAUCGAUUAGAACGUGAAGAAGCUUUCUAUCACUUUGUAAAUAACCUGAAUGAAGAGGACUAUAGGCUUAUGAGGGAUAACAAUUUGCUAGGAACACCAGGUGAAAUUACUGAAGAAGAAUUGAUGAGAAGGCUACAUCAAGUUAAAGAAGGACCACCACAGCAAAACGGUGAUGAGAAUAGAGGUGCAGAAGCCACAGAAGAUGUUUCUAAUAGAGAUUCCAUAAUAGACUGGCUUAAUUCAGUACGACAGACUGGAAAUACCACACGGAGCGGGCAAAGAGGAAACCAGUCUUGGAGGGCAGUGAGCCGGACUAACCCUAACAGUGGUGAUUUCAGAUUCAGUUUGGAAAUAAAUGUCAACCGAAAUAAUGGGAACCCAAAUCCAGAAGCUGAAAAUGAGCCACCUGUAGAGCCCUCCAAUGGUGAGGAUUUGGAAAAUAGCCAAAGUGACACUGAAACUCCAAGGUCUGAAUCACCAUCUGUAAGACAGCCUGGAUCAGACAGAAGUACCUCUGAGGAGUUAGUAACGGAGGAAGAGUCUCCUCUCAGAGGCCAGAGAAGAGCAAGAAGCAGGAGCCCAGAACAACGAAGAACCCGGGCUAGGACUGAUAGAAGUAGGUCACCUAUUAAUCCAGCAAGUGAGACUCCUCGCAGGUCUCCUAACAAUAUGCCAUCUCAGACACUUGAUCAUUCCCUGGUAAAUGAAUCUGAGGGAAGUUCUAGAACUAGACAGCAUGUGACAUUAAGGCAACAUAUGACGACAACAGAGAUGGCAAGUGAAAAUGCAGUUCUGUUUUCAACCCCAGAAACAAGACCAGCUCCUCCCGCAUUAGGUUCUCCAGAAACAAAUGGCAGCAGUGAAUCUGCAGCUCCUGGACAGAGGCCACCUACUAUAGUUCUUGAUCUUCAAGUGCGAAGAGUCCGUCCAGGAGAAUAUCGGCAGAGAGACAGCAUAGCCAACCGAACCCGAUCCAGGUCCCAGACACCAAACAAUACAGUCACUUAUGAAAGUGAACGUGGAGGGCUUAGGCGCACAUUUUCACGUUCAGAACGAGCUGGAGUGAGAACUUAUGUCAGUACCAUUAGGAUUCCUAUUCGUAGAAUCAUAAACACGGGUUUUAAUGAGACCACAUCGGUUGCAAUUCAGACCAUUUUAAGGCAGAUAAUGACAGGUUUUGGAGAGUUAAACUACUAUAUGUACAGUGAUGGUGAUACAGAUCCUAGUGGCCCAGUCCCAAGUCAAAAUGUAGAUGCUCCUGAGGUACAGAGUGGAGGUGAUAGUGGUAGUACUAGUUCACGCAGUGAAAAUACUGAAGGUAGCUCAGGAGAGGUAUAUGAAAGUAGUAAUGAAGGAGGUUCAGCAUCUGCUAGGCGAGAAGGGCGGAAUGCUAGAGGAUCAGUCACUUUUGAAGAAAGUGGCUCUUUACCAUUCCUUAGUCUAGCACAGUUUUUUCUACUAAAUGAGGAUGAUGAUGACCAGCCAAGAGGACUCACCAAAGAACAAAUUGACAACUUAGCAUGGAGGAAUUUUGGUGAAAGCGAUGCUCUGAAAACCUGUAGUGUCUGUAUUACAGAAUACACAGAAGGCAACAAGCUUCGUAAACUGCCUUGUUCCCAUGAAUACCAUGUCCACUGCAUUGAUCGCUGGUUAUCAGAAAAUUCCACUUGUCCUAUUUGUCGUAGAGCAGUUUUAGCGUCUGGUAACAGAGAAAGUGUUGUCUAAACGAGAUCUGAAUUUGUGGCUGAACAGCUGGUGUAAUAGUGAUGGGCAACAAAGUCACUUUCAUUAUGGCCACUUUUUGAGUGGUGCUUCAAUGUAUAGUAAUGAGUUUGACUGCUUCUUGCCUCCAUGAAAACAUUUUCUCAGAUUUUAAAAUGGGAAUAUCUUUAAACUAGCGUCUUCAAAUUUAUUCAGUUUCAGAGUCUGGAAUUUAAAACUAUUUUGUUUCCCCAAAGAUAUCUGUUAUAAAUUUCUAAUUUCUUCAUCCACAAGACUGCUAAGCUCCUUGCCCAUCCUCUCUUCUUCCCAAUGCAUUGUUAAUCUUGAAGACCUCAGCGCUCAGAUCAUCCCUAUAAGGAACUUAUUGGAGAAGUCAUUCAAGCUACAGCAGAUGUUUCAUAGUGGAUUUUUAAAAGCCUAGCUAUCCCACUGAAUAUGAAAUUAAUUCAACUGCACCCUUAAAUAUAAUUUUAGUUAAUUUUUAUAUUGGGUAUUUUUGGACACAAGUGCAAAUAACACUAAUGUUAGCCCUUUUCCCAUUGUACACCUGUCUCCAGCCCAUCACUAUGGCACGCUGUGGAGUGAACUGAUACCUUAAUCAGGAUAUUUAUCUUGUGGAAAUAUAAAAAUUGCCUAUGCUUGUUUAAAUAAAAAAAUCACAAGUUUUGUUUUACAAUUGUAAAGCUUUUUUGUAGAAACGCAGUACUUUUCCAGUGCACUGUUGUACUAAUGCAUUAAGAAUUAAAAUUGUACCAUGCUUAGAAAUGAAGAGAAUGCUUUUCAUACGAGACCCACCACACAGUAAACUAAAUACAACUGAGCUGCUUUUGUAAAUGUUAUUGUCAAGAGCAGUGCAUAUCUGUACUAUUUAAUUUAUGUGAAUAGCUACUGUAACAAGAAUUAGACAUCUUAAUUGCAUUAAAACUGAUGGAAAUUGAAUGUUAUAAUUGCAAUGUCUUGGCUCAGUAAUGCCACCAAAAAGAUGAUAAAAAAAAAGAAACCU
Molecule: messenger RNA, 3749 nt
Organism: Pelodiscus sinensis (Chinese soft-shelled turtle)
Lineage: Eukaryota; Metazoa; Chordata; Testudines; Trionychidae
Gene: RLIM
Product: ring finger protein, LIM domain interacting
Biological process (GO): protein ubiquitination; ubiquitin-dependent protein catabolic process; random inactivation of X chromosome
Cellular component (GO): nucleus
Molecular function (GO): ubiquitin protein ligase activity
Source: RefSeq, a predicted model, not a curated record